This is a messenger RNA of Penicillium soppii, 306 nucleotides long. RefSeq lists its product as uncharacterized. NCBI's taxonomy places the organism in Eukaryota, Fungi, Ascomycota, Eurotiomycetes, Eurotiales, Aspergillaceae. The record is from RefSeq and is a predicted model, not a curated record. The transcript has 2 exons. Bases 1 to 306 code for a protein of 101 amino acids.
AUGGCACCUAAGCAGGAAACCUCUAAGAAGGUCGUCAAACGGGCUCCUGCCAACAGCCCUGCUAAGCUCAAGGAUCCUGAGCUGAAGAAGCAGCUCCUGUUCCUCUGGUCCUGCUUCAAAUCAGCUGAUGCCAAUGUCAACUUUGCUACUGUAGCCCACCAGUACGGUAUUAAAAACAGUGCUGCGCAGAAGCGCUUCUCCCGUCUGAAGAGAAAAAUUGAAGAGAUGGAGGCAGCUGAAAAGGCCAACAGCUCCAACGAUGAGGCAGGCGCAGACACUGAGCUGGAGGAGAAGGAUGACGCAUAG